AUGUCGUUCGCACCGCCUUGUGCGCGCCCAUUCUCAUCUCAGCUCAGUCUAGCGGCACGCUUCGCUAGCUCUCGCUUCCUUUCAACCUUCGACCUGCGCAGCCAAGAAGGCAGGCCGUCAGAAGGGAACGUCCAGCACGGCGUGGGUGAGCCAAUUGCAGCAUGUACAGCGGUCCCAUCCGGUGAGUCACUCGACUGGCAUUUCAAUGCAGCGCAGUUCCUGCAAGUCUCAAAGCCUGGAACAGGCUCACCGACACACUUGUGCUUUCCAAUUCGACUCAGAGGAGGCACUCGAGGAGGGCAGGCAGAAUUCACUUGGGAUUCGGUACGCACGGACCAGCAUCGAGAAAAUUAUCUGGGCCACAGCGUUCAAGCUCCCACAGGUCGCUGGCAAGCGGGUAGGGAUGUCAACUGGUACAAUAAGGGUAAGGAUAAAGGGAACGAUGCAUCGGAGGCCGAGGCUAAAGCUGCAGAGCAGAGGAGAGCCGAAUUGUCGGAGAUCAAGGCGAGGGAGGAGGAGGAGAUGAACAAAAGGCUCGGUAUCAAAGCGGGAGUUCUUGGCUCGUCGAGCGGACCAGGAGCAGCACUGCUGCGCGGCUCUCGCGAUCUAGGCUCCGCCGUAGGUAGCAGCAGCAGCACCGGGGCCAACACUGCGCCUCUGUCAUCGGCCUCGAAGUGGGGCAAGACAGGGCCAAGCGCUGCUGCGGAGGAAAAGGAACGCGUCGAUGACUUGACGAAAGAGGAGAGAAGUCUGGCCAAGAAGCUGGCCAAGGAAGAAGUUCGGAAAGCGAGGCAUGACGAGAAAAUUCGGGUGCGGGCCAUUCGAGCCGAAAGACGAAGAGCAAGGGAAGAAGAAGAAAGGGACGCAACCCGAGAAGACGCUAGAGCGUUCGAUAGACGUAGAGCAGCGCGAUCGGACGAAGAAGAUGCGCGCGGAGGCGAGAAGGUGCGUCGGGCACGGAGCGGCGGUGAGCAGGGCUCCGGAAGGGGCAAUGCUGCUCGCGAGCGAGAGGUGCGGCACAGCCCGAGGCGGCAUGAAGAGCGACGCGCAGACUAUCGCGAACAGCAUCGCCGCGUCCAGAGCCGCAGUCCCGAGCGCGCCAGGAGCAGACUCGUUCGACCACAGAGCGCUCAAAACGAGGCACGCUCCUCGAACGCAUUUGACUCGAAGCGCGCUCGCGAAGUCGGCGCUGGUCGGCGUCAUUCUCCUCCCGGCGAGUAUCACCGCCGGAGCUCAACAUCGCGAUCUCCACCUCCUCGUUCGCUUGCGCGUCGCUCGUAG
This is a messenger RNA of Ceraceosorus guamensis, 1281 nucleotides long. RefSeq lists its product as hypothetical. The coding region runs from base 1 to 1281 and encodes 426 amino acids. The record is from RefSeq and is a predicted model, not a curated record. The transcript is spliced from 2 exons. Lineage: Eukaryota; Fungi; Basidiomycota; Exobasidiomycetes; Ceraceosorales; Ceraceosoraceae.